AUGGCAGCUCAAAGUUCACAGUUUCAAGAGGAGACUAGAAGUAAUCUGAGAAACACUGGUGCUUCAAUAAAAAUUCUGGAAGUGAAAAUGAGUCAAAUUGCUCAACAACUCACGGGUUCGCAAACACCAGGUGCAUUACCGAGUGCUACAAUUACAAAUCCAAGAGAGCAUAAAAAUGUGAGUGCGGUAACCACAAGGAGUGGUAAGGCAAAAGAAGUCCCUGUAAAAGAUUGUGAAAAAGAAGACCAAUUGCUUGAAGUUGAUUUGGAGAUAAAAGAAAAUGAGGUUUUUAGUGAAGAGGUAACGGUACCUAAACCAGUGGUUAAAGAAAAAGUUAGUGAAUCAAAGUCGGUUGUCAAACUCCCUUUCCCCACAAGAAAUAAGAAGAAAGAGCAACAUGAGAAGAACUUCGAGAAAUUCUUGGAGUUGUUCAAAAAGCUUGAGAUUAACAUUCCGUUCUUGGAGGCACUUGAGAAAAUGCCCUCUUAUGCUAAAUUCAUGAAGGAUAUUAUUUCAAAAAGGAGGAGCACCGACACUAACUCUAUUGUACUAACAGAAACUUGUAGUGCUAUUUUGCAGGGUAUGAAGAUUCCGGUAAAGAAAAAAGAUCGAGGCUCAGUAACUAUCCCUUGCAUUAUCGGGGAUAAAUCUUUCAAAAAGGCCCUUAUCGACUUGGGGGCAAGUGUGAGUCUCAUGCCGUUAUCCAUCUACAAGAGGUUGGGGAUUGGAAAAGUACAAGAUACUAGAAUGACACUUCAAUUUGCUGACCACUCCGUGAAGAGACCUUAUGGAGUGGUUGAAUAUGUUCUUGUGAAGAUUGAUAAGUUUGUGUUUCUGGUAGACUUUGUGAUCUUAGAAAUGCCGGAAUAUGAAGAGAUACCGCUCAUUCUUGGUAGACCAUUUUUGGAGACCGGGAGGUGUUUAAUAGAUAUAGAAGAAGGCACCAUGACUCUAAAAGUUUAUGACGAAGAGUUAAAAAUUGAUGUGCGUAACACCAUGAAAUACUAA
This is a messenger RNA of Lathyrus oleraceus (garden pea), 1008 nucleotides long. RefSeq lists its product as uncharacterized. The transcript has a single exon. The coding region runs from base 1 to 1008 and encodes 335 amino acids. Gene Ontology annotation, biological process: proteolysis. Lineage: Eukaryota; Viridiplantae; Streptophyta; Magnoliopsida; Fabales; Fabaceae. The record is from RefSeq and is a predicted model, not a curated record. Gene Ontology annotation, molecular function: aspartic-type endopeptidase activity.